AUGUUCUCUGCAAGCGACAAGUUUAUGAAUAUGACUCCGAGUCACCCGGUCAACAUUGCCAGUGGUUCAUUGGCUAAACGAAAACGGGAAAAUACUGGUGUGCCUGGCUCGUCAGCAAAUGCUGUGGAUCUUGGAUUUAAAAACUUCCCUUCAAUUGUCUCUAAAGUUGGCACCCCCAGUGAUAAUCCAGCAAUUGCUAGAAUGGUACUUUCCUCUGCAGCAUCCUCUAGGGAAACAGUCAACGCAAACAGCUCCCUCUCCGAGCGUAAAAGUUAUGUUGGUAAAGAGAAUCAGUCACAAAUUACAUCUAGGAGCUUUGGAAAAUCAUUUAAUGGAGGUACAAUCUGUGCUGAAAAUGACGGGAGCAUGGAUAUGACUGAAGCUCAGACCGGCCACAUUACAGGACCCACGGGAUCAGAGGAGCCUUUCCAGUUUAUGUUUCCUUCACAUUAUAUGUACACCAACAGUGAAAGUGUGAAGAAACAAGAGAUGACUUCAGGAGCGAAGAAAAACAAAGUGCUAGGAUCUUCUGACCGCACAGGUUUGGAAACCGAAAGAAAUCCGGUCAAAUUUGAUUACGAAGAGAAAACAGUCAGGUUUAAUGCAGAUGAUGCAGCUAUGGAUGUGACAAGAAGCCUCAAUGUAAACCUUGCCACCAAUUUCGCACAACAGCCCUACAAAUAUGUGGAAAAUCUGCCUGCAGGUGGAGAGAAAACUGUGAGGUUCAAUGCUGACGAUGCCUGUAUGGAUGUGACAAGAAGUCACACGGCAAAAAUUGACACCAAUAUACAACCACAGUCACAACCAAAGAUGGACUUCCUUCCGGCCUGUGGAGAGAAAACUAUCAGGUUCAAUGCUGACGAUGCCUGUAUGGAUGUGACAAGAAGUCACACGGCAAAAAUUGACACCAAUAUACAACCACAGUCACAACCAAAGAUGGACAUCCUUCUGGCCUGUGGAGAGAAAACUGUCAGGUUCAAUGCUGACGAUGCCUGUAUGGAUGUGACAAAAAGUCACACGGCAAAAAUUGACACCAAUAUACAACCACAGUCACAACCAAAGAUGGACAUCCUUCUGGCCUGUGGAGAGAAAACUGUCAGGUUCAAUGCUGACGAUGCCUGUAUGGAUGUGACAAGAAGUCACACGGCAAAAAUUGACACCAAUAUACAACCACAGUCACAACCAAAUGUGGACUUCCUUCCGGCCUGUGGAGAGAAAACUAUCAGGUUCAAUGCUGACGAUGCCUGUAUGGAUGUGACAAAAAGUCACACGGCAAAAAUUGACACCAAUAUACAACCACAGUCACAACCAAAGAUGGACAUUCUUCUGGCCUGUGGAGAGAAAACUGUCAGGUUCAAUGCUGACGAUGCCUGUAUGGAUGUGACAAAAAGUCACACGGCAAAAAUUGACACCAAUAUACAACCACAGUCACAACCAAAGAUGGACAUCCUUCUGGCCUGUGGAGAGAAAACUGUCAGGUUCAAUGCUGACGAUGCCUGUAUGGAUGUGACAAGAAGUCACACGGCAAAAAUUGACACCAAUAUACAACUACAGUCACAACCAAAUGUGGACUUCCUUCUGGCCUGUGGAGAGAAAACUGUCAGGUUCAAUGCUGACGAUGCCUGUAUGGAUGUGACAAGAAGUCACACGGCAAAAAUUGACACCAAUAUACAACCACAGUCACAACCAAAGAUGGACAUCCUUCUGGCCUGUGGAGAGAAAACUGUCAGGUUCAAUGCUGACGAUGCCUGUAUGGAUAUGACAAGAAGCCACAGUGUAAAUAUCGCUACAGAUUUAAAACAGCAGCCACACAAAAAUGUGGACUUCUUACCAGCUUGUGUGCAGAAAACAAUGGGGUUCAGUGCAAAUUAUGCAGCUAAAGAUGUGACAAGAAGUCGCACUGUAAACAUUUCCACUGAUUUUGAACCAAAGUCUUACCAAAAUGUGGAAAGUCUACCUGCUUGUGGAGAAAAAACUGACAAGUUCAAUGCCACUGAUGCGGCUAUGAAUGUGACCCAGUUCCUUGCUGUAAACAUUGCCAGCAAUUCAGAAUCAGAUCCACAUCUUCCACACAGAGAAUCUAACAUAUUAUCCACCAAUGAAAACAGGGAUUUCCCUUUAUCUGCAAAGAAAACGCAGCGGCCGCUUGGAAACCGAUCUGCACACGUUUUGGAAAACACCCUGUCCAUUAAAAGUGGUGCUAAUGCCGUGAACACCGGAGAAGUGGCUGCUGCUGCAGGCCUUCAAGAAACUGUCAACACAAAUGGCCCACUUAGAAAACAGAAGCCCAAUGUGGAUACUGAUAAUGAAGCUCCAGGGUUCAUCUCAGCUGUAAUAGAGAAGCCGGUCAACGAAACCAUGACAGAAGAUCCACAGGACGAUGUAAGCAUUGAUAUGACUGAAGCUCAAACGGGUAGCAUUCUGGGACAAACGUGUACAGAUGAGCCACCUCAAUGCCCCCAGAUCAAUGAAGCACUUGGAUGUCUGGAAAUCAUAAACGUUCCCGAUGCUCUAGACUCAAAAGAAACGUACAUCUGGAAGGAACCUGAACCAAGAAAUCAAACGUGUACUUUACCACAGAAGAUGGAGAGUAAUCCUGGUGCCGUUGUUGACGCUGCGCCUUCACGGAAGUCUAGACUAAUUAGUAUAGCCGAUAUUCAGUCAAAAGUGAGGCGUUUAAGCCACAUGAUGAACACAGCUCCUGAUACUAUCGCCUUGGACAGCUGCACAGCACCUGUGACUGGACUGGAAAGCGAAAUGGACCAAAACUCAAUGGACAAAACAGCAUUCCUACCUGUAACAGAGCCUGCACAUGAAAUAGGUUUACUAAAUACAGAAGAAAAUCCACAAGCUCAAUGUCUUACACAAGAAGAACCCUCUACUACCCCUUACAACUUGAAGACUAAACUGAUGUCCAGACUCUCAGUAGGAGGCUUUAAGGCAAAACUCCCGCAAAGAAACAAACCUGAUGAUCAAAAAAAGGAGUCUGCUGCGGGAGAAUUUACAACAACAGUGAAUGUUACUAAUCAACUGAGCAACUUCGACGAUGGUGUGAGCAAUAUCUAUGAGGAGGAGCUUGGAAGCUAUGAAGAUUUGUCAGAAACACUGGACAUAAUGAGUCCUCCGAAAGCCACAGAAAAAGAGAGUGCUACCCAGGACUUACACAUGGAAGAGAUUUUACAGGACAACUUAUUUCAACAGGACUUGAGCUGCAGCGUAAAUAGCAAAAAGAGACUUUUGUCAGAGGAGGAAAAUAACCCACAGGAUGAGAAGAGAUGGAAGACAUACAAUGAGGCAGCCACUGAGGGUGAAAAGGGAUUACAGUCUGAAGUUGAGGAGUGUGACGGCAACAUUACUGCAGCUCCGAGCAUGACAGCACACACCCCAGAUUACGCCACCAGCAGUCACACAGCCAGCACGAGAUGUGAAGCUACUUUUGAAAGUACCGCUUCCAAACAAAGCCUGUUUGAAUCACAGCUUGAAGACUUCACCAAUGAUUUACCGAGGAAAUUUGAAGAUGGCACCGUUACAGUGUUGGAGUUCUUCAAAGUCUUCAACAUACAUUUUGUCAUUCAUAAUAAUCGGGAGAGCAUCCUCCCUCGCAGACUUCAGUUGGACACAGAUUGCACACAGAUGGAUUUAUUGAAGGACAAACACAUCAACGGUCCCAAAAUGACGGUGUAUAAAACAGACGUCCUGAACCUCAAAGAGAUGGUGGAGGGGUUGAAGGAGAGGAUGCAGGACUUGGACAGACCACUGAAGAUUGUUAAUCGAGCUUUGUGGGAAGAAGUGAGAAAUGCUUCAGGGGAAGAGCUCAAAUCGUGUGGUGCAAAACUAAAAGAGAGAAAUAACCUCUUCAGGAAGACGAGCAAAGUUCUGUCGCAUGAAAUGAAGGAGGUCUUGUACACCAAGCUUGUGCUGGCUAACCUGGAGGAGCAACAGAGGUUGAGAGGAACGAUUGGGAAAGCAGAUGAGAUGAUAAAGAGCUUGGAUGACUGUAUUCACGAAUUACAAACCGAACUUGCUGUAGUUGAAGAAAAGGGAUUUGAAGACAAACCAAGUCUGAAAUCCCUUCAGGAAGAUAUGCAGGAAGCCACUGAGGCUUUGGCUGACAAUGACCGACAAAAAGCCGAACUGGAGAUGCAGAAGAAGCAGAGUUCAAACAAACUGAACAAGCUGAGAACAGAGAAGAGGAGACUGGAGAGUCACGUCAGCCUGCUUCAUCUGUUAAAUGAAUGGAAGUUUGCAGAAAGGAGCGACAACUCCACCAUCUACACUUUCCUCCACAAGACCCUUGAUCUCCAGCUGCUGUUUGAGAAACCCAAUGGAAAUGAUGCUGAUAAGUCUGAGAGGAAGAUAUCACACAUCACAUUCAAACUUCUACUCGAUGAUGAGAAGUCGCAGGACCACGCCCGCCUCGUUCACAAACUGCUCUCUCAGUACGUAGAGGGAAACACUGACUGGGUGGAGACUUAUCCAACAAGCAGACAUGUUCCAACGCUGCUGCACGAUGUUAGCCUGGUGGUGAGUCGCUGUCGGCUGCUGGGGGAGGAGCUGCGUCUGCUGAAAAUGUGGGGGGGUCUGAGGCUCGAUAUUCUCAGCAUCAGCUGUGUGGACACUCAAGUGCACAUUGUCUUCAGCUGUCUCAAGACAUUUUCCAAGUUUGAGGUGAUCUUCUCGGUCAGUUUGAUCGCCCGCCACUGUGUCCUUAAAGUGCAGAGCUUCAAGAACAUGAUCGGAAACACAACGAUCAAACCGAUCGAGGUGAUUGUGGCGUCUUUCAGUCCGGCCAAGAACGUCCUGACAAAGAUUGUCAAGAAGAUUCAUGAAACUCUGCUCUGUUGAAACCAGGACGUUUGAUUCCAUUCAUUAAACUCCUUUGUAUAGCAUAGAUGUUGACAAACUAUAACAAAAAAUGUAAAUAGUGUACAGUCAUUUUCUUUCUAUUCUGAAGUAUUUUUCACUGUAUUUUAUGUCCCAAUUAAAUACUUGGUGACAUACAUGUCAUGGUGUGCCAACGUACACGUUCAAUUUGUUAGAAUACAUUGUUUUAAUAAUAAUAAUAAAGGUAAAGGGAUUCUGAUUUGGUUUCUUUAAAACACUUUGUCACAGCUGCCUUGCUAAAUGUAGGUUACUCAAGUCAUGCUCGAAGGCCGUUCAUCUAGAUAUUUUUGACUUAAUUCCUAUUUUCUUAGUGAUCAUGUGAGCAACUUAAAAGAGAAACCACUGUUCACUGGUCUGAAAUAACUUCAGUGCAGUUUCCGGAGUUGCCUCCAGAUGCUGAACCUGGACCAAACUUACAUUACUUUGUUUACUUGUGUACAGCACUUUCCAUUUUGUCGUAGUUUAGUAAAAAUGUUUUGUACUUGCAAAAAAAUCUAAAAUAAAUACAAUUAAAUGUU
Gymnodraco acuticeps is the source of this 5402-nucleotide messenger RNA. RefSeq lists its product as uncharacterized. Bases 1 to 4845 code for a protein of 1614 amino acids. The transcript has 20 exons. The record is from RefSeq and is a predicted model, not a curated record. Gene Ontology annotation, biological process: attachment of spindle microtubules to kinetochore; protein localization to kinetochore; cell division. Gene Ontology annotation, cellular component: nucleus. NCBI's taxonomy places the organism in Eukaryota, Metazoa, Chordata, Actinopteri, Perciformes, Bathydraconidae.